Haplochromis burtoni (Burton's mouthbrooder) is the source of this 2537-nucleotide messenger RNA. RefSeq names its product calreticulin 3a (gene calr3a). Lineage: Eukaryota; Metazoa; Chordata; Actinopteri; Cichliformes; Cichlidae. Gene Ontology annotation, molecular function: calcium ion binding. The coding region runs from base 604 to 1890 and encodes 428 amino acids. Gene Ontology annotation, cellular component: endoplasmic reticulum membrane; endoplasmic reticulum. The record is from RefSeq and is a predicted model, not a curated record. Gene Ontology annotation, biological process: protein folding. The transcript is spliced from 10 exons.
UUAAUGGGAGGCUAGACUACCCUGCAGCACUGCAGGUAAACUAAAGCUGAUCGGUGGUGUAGCAAGGAAAAUGUCGGCUUGUUAUUUAUAUUACAGAAAAGCCAACGGGAGAGUGGAAUAUGUAAACAAAUUUAAUUAACCUGAACGACACCGGCAUCACCCCGUGCUUAGUGAUGGGUGUAACCGGUCUCGUGCCUGCUGAUCACUGCACAGGGCACACAGACGGAGGCCUUUAAAGCCUGCUUUGAACUCGCUCGUAUCUUCUUCCAAAACAACUGUUAAUCAUUCAUAAGUCAAAUAUAUUUUCACAACGUAACCGACGUUUUAAGCCUUCCUUCUUCCAUCGGACACCCACAUUUUCAUUUUCAUCGUCCCUGGCUAAAAACUGCAGGAAAGCAGGCGCCUCCUCCGAUCUCCUUCCGAUCGAACACGAGCAUUCCCGAAAAAUAAACCGUGGUCUGUUUCCAUUGGUGAAACGCUCGUCCAAUGAACCAGGGCCAUCUGUGUGGGAUUCAACGCUGUUAGAUUUCUCAGCUUACGUUUCCUUCAUCGGACUUUCAAUCUCAUCGUUUCACCACCUGCUACCAGACUGCAGCUAGCAUCAUGAAGUUUCCGGUGGUAAUUACUGUAGUUUUGGCAUCGUUGGCGCUAACUAUCGACGCUACGGUUUACUUCAAGGAACAGUUUCUGGAUGGAGAUGGAUGGAAGAGCCGUUGGGUCGAGUCGAAACAUAAAUCAGAUUAUGGACAGUGGAAACUGAGUGCUGGAAACUUUUAUGGGGAUGCUGAAGCUGAUAAAGGUAUCCGGACCAGCCAGGAUGCCCACUUUUAUGCCCUGUCAGCCCACUUUGAGCCAUUUAGCAAUGAGGGAAAGCCCCUGGUCAUCCAGUUCACUGUCAAGCAUGAGCAGAAGAUAGACUGUGGAGGUGGUUACAUCAAGCUCUUCCCCAAUGAGCUUGACCAGAGUGACAUGCAUGGAGACUCCCAGUAUUACAUCAUGUUUGGGCCUGACAUUUGUGGAUACAGCACAAAAAAGGUUCAUGUGAUAAUUAACUACAAGGGUCAGAACCAUCUUAUCAAGAAAGACAUCAAAUGCAAGGAUGAUGAGCUGACCCACUUGUACACACUGAUUGUGAAUCCAGACCAGACAUAUGAGGUGAAGAUCGACAAUGAGAAGGUAGAGUCUGGCUCCUUUGAGGACGACUGGGACAUGCUGCCCUUAAAGAAGAUCAAGGACCCUGAAGCUAAGAAGCCAAGCGACUGGGAUGACAGGGCUAAGAUUGACGAUCCCAGUGACACAAAGCCUGAAGACUGGGACAAGCCAGAGACGAUCCCUGACCCUGAUGCCAAGAAGCCUGACGACUGGGACGAGGACAUGGAUGGAGAGUGGGAGCCCCCCAUGAUCGCCAAUCCAGAGUAUAAAGGGGAAUGGAAACCCAAACAAAUUGACAACCCUGACUACAAGGGAACAUGGGUCCACCCUGAGAUAGACAACCCAGAGUACACUCAGGAUGCUACUAUGUAUAAAUUUAACAACAUUGGAGUCCUGGGCCUGGAUCUGUGGCAGGUCAAAUCUGGAACCAUUUUUGACAACUUUCUGAUUACCGACGAUGUGAAAGAGGCAGAGGAAUUUGGAAAGGAAACCUGGGGAAAAACCAAGGGACCAGAGAAGAAAAAGAAGGAUGAGCAGGAAGAUAUGGAAAGGAAACUGAGGGAGGAAGAGGAGAAGGAGAAGAACAAGGAGGACACUGAAGGUGAUGAUGAGGAUGACAAAGAGGAUGGUUCAAAUGACAGACACAGAAAAUGGGCUGAUGCCAUCUGGACUGUAGCUUUUCAUAUAGCAGCCUUUUAUUCCGGUGGGAUGUUUGAGGGAUGGGAUUUUUUUUCUUGAUUCCCAUGCAUUUUUUCUCUCCAAACCAUCAAAUUGGAGAAGGGUUUGUUUAUGCUUGUGUUUGUGUGUUUGGUAUAUACGUGGAUUUUCUGAUUUAAUGUGAUUUCUUUCUUUUUUUUCUCUUUUCUUUUUUCCCCCUUUGGAAAUCCCAUAACUUGAGCGUCUGUGAUGUCUGGUUGUGCACUUUGAUCUCUGUCAUACCAUGAUGCACUAUUUGUUUUCUGAGGUGAUCCUUUCGUAAAUUAUUCAAAUAUUACAUUUGUUUGUGGACAUGACAGCUCACAACAUUUUUGAGUUUGUUCAUAAGUCCUCUGUGUGAUAUGUGUGUGCGUGUGUGCAUUCCCAAUGUUUUGAUUGAGUAUCUUUACUUUGUGAACACAGUUUUGAGUUAAUAAAUUGAAGCUUCUCAACUUUGCUGUUUUUCAUUACUUUCAGUAGUUGAUCUCUGUUGCCUGCCUAACUUUGGCGGUUUCUUUCACACUGAGUGAUUUUAAUCUGUGUAUACAGCAAGAGACAUGAGAAGUGCAAGUAUUAAAGUAUUUGUGUGUUAUUUAUGUGGCAUGCUCAUUUCAGAAGCUGGAAAACAAAUUAAGUCACCCACUCCCAGUACUUUUAUAAAUCAUUGACCAAACAAAGUCUAAUUUGCC